CUACAUGAGUAGGUCUCCUAAUGCAUGCUCUAUCACUGACCGACCUGUGAUUGAUGGGAAUUUCGUCUGUCGUUUGGCUUCGUUGGCGACCUCAGACAAUGGACAGCGGGAAUCUCGGGUCUGAGGACCGAUCCGAGUAACAGCCUGUGCAGGACCGGGGAGCUGAUGUAAGCCAGAUACCCUAUUAAUUGUACGCAGCAAAUGAACUGGAUCAUCUGGUGGGAAGGACCUAGAAGUGAACUUACAUUGGUUUUGAAAACAAAGACAGUAUGAUCAGUGUGAUCAUAAUGCAUUUAACAUUAAAGGAAUAUGCUGCAAAGAAAGAAAGUGUUUACAGUUAUAAGAAUAAUAUCUCCUAGCUGGAAUCAAAAUGCACGAGCCAGGUGUUGAGGAGCACCCUUCCAAAGACUACAGUUAAUAUGUCAGCCAACUCAGGAGAUAGCUUGCCAACAUUACCUUGGAUAACCCCUGUCGAAUAGCUGGAAAAUGGAGCCGCCUGAAUCUGCUGUUGGCCUAAAAUAUUCAAUGGAGGCCCAAGAGAAGAAAGCACUUCAAAGUGUGUCUGAUUCUGAGCCCAACAUUAGCUCCAAAAGAAGCACAUUUGCUGAUUCCAAGCGGAAGGGUCAUUUGCAAAGUGAAGAGCUGCAAAGAUGCAUAGAAGAGGAGCCUUCUGGAAAAAAGUUAUCCUCUGCAGUUAGCCGGUCAUGUCAAGAAAAACAGGGCUCACAGCGAAUCCCCCGCACCUGCUCCUACCGAUUACGACACUCAAAUCCACUAGAAGCAGAAGAAGAGGCCAAGUCGCAUGCUGAACCAGAAGCGUUGCAGCCUGCCACCCCGGAGCCCCGCAGGGUUUUCCCUCGUAGGAACUCUUCAAGCGUGUCUAGCUCUUUCAGCCAGAGUUCUCAGGUAGGAACAGAAAAGCCAGAGGAUGUGCUCAGAAAGGAGUCAAAAUCAAAAAAACCCGGAAAGUACAUCUGCCACUACUGCGGCAGGGCAUGUGCUAAGCCCAGUGUGCUGAAGAAACACAUUCGCUCGCACACUGGCGAACGCCCCUACCCCUGUGUCCCCUGUGGCUUUUCUUUCAAAACUAAGAGCAACUUGUACAAACACAAAAAAUCCCAUGCUCACAACAUUAAAGCGGGCCUGGCCCCUUUUUCAGAACUAGCGUCGGCAUGUAAAAGUAUUGAUCAGGGUUCCUUAGGGGGAGAAGCAGAGAUAAAUUCUGAUUAUGAGCAGAGCACAGACACCGAUGAAGAGACUGCAGUGUUAUUGGACAAAAACAAUCCUGUGCAACACAUACAGCUCAGAGCAAACAAAAUCAUGCCGGGAGGAGAACUUGCAUGUACACAUCCAGCUGCUGAACUGAGAAUUGCCCCCAAGGAAGUGCCUACUGUUUUUGCCUCGGAACAGAUUAUUCCAUCCACAGCAGCUGACUGCCCCUUGUACACAGAUAUUAAGAUGUCCCCGAUGAGCUCUCUCAAAAGCAGUGGGGAGGAGUUUCCCACUAUUAAGCAGAAACUGGCUCUGAGGCUCACUGGUAAGAAUGGGCAGGACUCCGAACCGUCUAUGAACCUCCUGAGUCCGCAUAGCAAAGGCAGCACAGACUCAGGCUACUUCUCCCGCUCGGAAAGUGCAGAGCAACAAAUCAGUCCACCAAACACGAGCGCCAAAUCUUAUGAGGAAAUUAUGUUUGGAAAGUUUUACAGACUUGGCCCUAGGUCUAGGCAAGCCAUUGCAGCUGAGAUGCCGGUGGCCACUGGCACAGACAUAAAUAUAAUUAACUUAAAGGACAAACCAAACAGAAUGCCUGAAUCAGGCAUGGGUGAGAUUUCCGAGUGUCAUAAAUCCCAUCAUUACACAAAAGACAGUAUGCUGAAGCACCCUAUUUAUCAAAAUGUUAACACAUGUAUAAGAGAUGAUGUAGAAUCACAGACGAAAAUAUACUGUGACCCAAAACAGUAUCCUGCAAAUUCUGGCAAAACCAACGUUGACUUAGUGGAGAGUGUUCUUGAUACCGGGUUGCUUGUAAGAAGCAACUCAGUGCCAACCUCACCCACAGCGAACCUCGACACCCCUCUGGCAUUACAAGCGAGCCAUUCCUUUGACGAAAGAAUGACCUCUGAUGGUGUUUUUUAUCGGAGUUCUGCAGGUCUGAGGAGGCUUAGGAGACAAGCUGCGUUUGAACUUGUGGCCCAAGAGGGGAAUAUUGAAUCUGGAAGCAUUUCCAAAAACGUUUCGCUCUCUGCUGGGAGUGCACAGUUAGAUGAAAGCUGUCCUUCGGUGUCAUACUCUGUUGGAGUCGAGGGUUUCCAUGAUGCUCAGGUGCAGGCGAUGCAUCAGAAGCAGGUCACAGAAACUGCCACCAGAAAGCGCAGGAAGAAGAAGAGCAUUGGUGACGAAGAGGACAUUACUAACCAGCACGGUGCUGACUUUGAUGGCUCUACAGAAAUGCAAGGAUCUGACUAUGAUUCAAAGGAAAACCAGGACACUUUUAGAAGUGCUCCAACUGGAAAAGGACAACUGUACAGUAUGCACAGAGAAUCAGAUAGUUCGGUUAUGGGUACAAGCAUGGCUUCAGACAUUACAGUGUUUGUUCCAGACUCCGAGAGGAAGGUCGGAGGAAACGUAAUCUCAGUCAUCCAGCAUACUAACUCUCUAAGCAGGCCUGGGUCUUUUGAAAAGUCAGACUCAGUUGACCAGCCAAGCUACGCGUACAGCCGACUCACCAGUCAGUAUUCUGAGCAGUCUGACUCAGACAAACCUGAGGAGGUGCAAAUCUUGAAUCAGAGAUGGUCUGGAAGCCUGGAGCAAACACACCUGCGGACUGGCUACGAAUUUGGAGAGCAGCAGGGUCGGAUGCUGCAUAAACUGGUUCGUCAAGCUAAUAUCCAAGUGCCUGAGAUCAGGGUGACAGAAGAGCCAGACAAACCAGAACGGGGGCCAGAUGCACCGAUGAGGGAACCUGAGAGGGUUGUGGAGGAGUUCCAGUGGCCGCAGAGAAGCGAAACCCUGUCUCAGCUUCCUGCAGAGAAAUUGCCUCCGAAAAAGAAGCGCCUGCGCCUGGCUGAAAUGGAACACUCCUCUGGGGAAUCCAGCUUCGAAUCGACCUGCACCAGCCUUUCCCGGAGCCCCAGCCAAGAAAGCAAUUUGUCUUACAGUUCCAGCUUCUCAAUGUCAUUUGACAGGGAGGAAAGCAGUAAGUCGGCCUCCCCAGCCAGGCAGGACGACUUUGGCAAGCAGCCCGAGUUCCUGGCUGUGCCGGGCAGUGGACGCUCCCCCUCUGCACGUGCCCAGCCCCGGCAGAAAGAGGUGCGGCGUUCAUCUUCAGAGCAGGGAGCUUGCUCACUGACUCCUGUGAUCCCGGAGAUCCGCAGCAAGUCGCUCGACUAUGGAGGUCUUUCUGUUUCACCAAGCCCAGGGGACAUCUAUACCAGUGCUUUGACUAUGAAAGAGCGGAGACGAGGUUACCUUAUAAGGCAAGCACCCUUAAACGUUCACCCUGAAUAUAUAACGCAACACAAAGGCUUUGAUAUAAACGAUAAGGAGAGGCAACUGGAAAAUAGCGGUUCCUGUCAACCGCAAUCUACUUGGCGUGCAAAUCCUUCAGCUUUGACAGAAAAACCUCGUAGUGCUCAAGCUCAUGAUUCGGAUCCAUCCAAAAAAGGUGAGGACAGCCACCAAAUUGGCCUUUGGUUAAUGCAAAAAACAUCUCACUUAUUUGUCCAACAAGGUUUAGAAAGUGAGCGACUCUUACAUGAAUUCCCAAGCCAAGCCGUAACAUGGUACCCAUCGCUUUGCAGCAACGUAGUGCAAUCCUCUCUUCUGUCACCACCAGUCUGGCAGCCUAGUUCACAGAAGGGCCACCAAGCAUCACAUGCUCAGCAGCAGUCAGCACAGGGGCACAGUGAAAAGGCAUUUGGUUCAGUAACUACUAAGAGUCACCACUCAUUACCAAGGGUUUCCCCAUGGAAUCUUAGUGAUCUCCUAUCCAAAGCGUUUUCAACAAACACAGGACAUUUAGAACCAGUUCAGACUAUCUUUGCCAGCCAUAAUGCAGGUUCCCAACCACCGUUUCCAAGUACAUCCGUUCCUGUCCGAACUCAAACGCCCGUGCCAUCUUGCAGCAGUGUUAUGUAUACUACUGUAUCACAAAUAGUUGUCACUCACUCUGAGAGUAUCAGUUCAACUAUGGUCAUAUGUAAAGUCACAGAUAAUCAUUCUCAGAGUUCACUCAUGAUUACGGGUACAAAAGAUGACAUCGGCUUCUGUUUACCUCACAUAUUAGACAGUUCUAGAGAACACAUAUACUGUCCAUCAUGGAAUGUUCCAGAGCCUGUGCCAGGGGGAAUGAAAACAGGAAUUCCUCUGACUCUAACUUCUAGAACUAUCUCAACUACUGAUGCCUCAAGUACUGGAGGAAAUAAGCGCAUACUGUCACCAGCGAACAGCCUGGAGCUCAUUAUAGAAACCAAACAGCAAAAACGAGUCAAGGAAGAGAAAAUGUAUGGUCAAAUUGUGGAAGAGCUGAGCGCUGUUGAACUUAGUAACUCCGGUGCAACAAAAGGAAACGGGAAGUUCCAUAAACUUGAGCCUAAGCAUAUCAGUGAUGUAGGUGAUGGCCAGGAGGUUACGCCAUCAUCUUCUCUGUUAGCCUCCUCUGGAGCUCCUUUACAUCUAUCUGAACCUUAUUUUCAAGAGAUGGUAGAUACAACUAUGCGUGCAGAAUCUCCUGAGAAUCUGGAAGUUGAUGAAAUCAGCCCAGCGAGCACACUCUCUGCAAGUGAAACGCAGGAAGAGAUUAAUGACAACAUGGACAGUAAGACUCCACUAGACAUGCUAGUUGAGAUAGCAGCCAAUCGGGCUAGGACCAUUAUCGGUAGCACUAUUCUGCUUACUCACUCUGGAAACAAUAAGCAGUUCACUCAGUUCCCAAGUCUUCGUACAUCCACCAGUGUGAGUUGGUGUUUCCUGAAUUACACCAAACCAAAUAUUGCUCAGAUGACAUCUGUUGCGUCGGUCUAUGGCUCAUGGUUUGUGAGCUCUCAUAACCCAAACCCACCUGACCUCAACACCAAGACCACUCUAGCAUUGCUUUGUUCCAAGCAGAGGAAGACCACAGAGUCAUACACAACAGCCUCCAUGUAUGAUCCUGGGAGCGGAAAAGUAGUAUCAUCACUUUUGUGGAAACAUGCCUUUGAUCAGGGGAAGCCAGAGCUCAAGGAACCAGAAGUGAGCAAGUCUGAGAAGAAAUUGAAAGAGAGUGGUGGCAGAGACAGAACGACCGAGGUUCACAAGCACAAAGAGGUCUCAUCAAAGCAAGCUGAACCAAGUCGCAUCAAAAUUUUUGAAGGAGGGUACAAAUCCAACGAAGACUAUGUUUACGUGCGGGGCCGAGGUAGAGGGAAAUACAUCUGCGAGGAAUGUGGAAUUCGCUGCAAGAAACCGAGCAUGCUGAAGAAACACAUCCGCACGCACACGGAUGUGCGGCCCUACGUUUGCAAGUUCUGCAAUUUUGCCUUUAAAACUAAAGGCAACCUGACAAAGCACAUGAAGUCAAAGGCCCACAUGAAGAAAUGCAUGGAGCUCGGCGUGUCUCUGUCGUCCGUGGAAACCGUGGAAGUUGAAGAAGCUGACAAUACUGACGAUGGACAGACGGUCUCUUGGAAGAUGCGUUCGACUGCCGUCAUCGCAGAGCACCAGUUCUCUGACGCCGACGACUCUGAUGGGGCGGAGGAGGAAGGCGAUGAAAACGAUGAGGACGACGACGAGGACGACGAGUACGAUGGCGACUCCACGCCCAGGACCCGUUCCAGAAGCACCAGCCCGCAGCCCUGCGGUACCCCCUGUGCGCCCGUCACAGCUUCUGCUGCGUCCCAGAGGCCUGCUCCUGAUCUUCCGGGCCCUGCUUCAAAGAAGGCAUCGUUCUUCAGCCUACCGAGCAUCGAGGCUCAACAGAAAAGUGAGACUCGUGCUGUGGAGUGUCAGAGGACUCUGCAGGGGGCGCUGAGCGAUGAGUCCUGGAGAAAUACCACCAGUUCCUCAGAUAAACUCCACGCAUCGUCUGUGGAAUUCUCACCUGGUCUGCCCUCUCCUGGCUGUGAUUCCUCACCCCAGCGGGAGUCCUCUCCUGCUCCUCAGAGGUGCCUGUGUCCCUCGAGAGAACUGCCACACCAGGGGACACUGAGGGUGCAUGUUUCUCCCAAAAAGAACACCUGCACUAGGAGGGGCCUCUCUCCACGAGGACAUCCCUCAUGCGCCUCGCUCCCAAGGCCUGUGUCACCUGGUAAGGACAUCACCUACAGACGAGAGCUGUCUCCCAGGAGCCGGCACAAAGGAGCCAUCAGGCCUGUAUCUCCUCGUAGAGGAACACAUCACCACAGCGCCCCCUGGGGAUCAGGACAGCAUCUACACUCUGAAUUGCCCCCAUAUGGAAAGACCAGUGAAAGUUCCCCUGAAGUGGAUAUGGAUCCAAAGAAGAACUCACAAACCCUGCAGCCUCCUGUGGAAAGUUACCGUGGUCAGGAAUGCCCGGGGAUCCAGCAAGGCCUCUUUAGCCACCUUCCCCCACACUCCCGGCUGCAGGUACAUACGCUGGUUCCUGUCGUUCCCAUUGGGGGGAUCCAGAUCGUGCACGCUGUCCCUCCUUCUGCAGCGAGUCCACUUGGAGGUGUGCCAUCAGAACCCAGCCCCUCCAGAGCUUCCUCACACCUUUCUUGUGAGGCUGGCAGUAAAGCCCUAGGAGACACUUCCAGGGAGCCAGAGGAGGCUGGUGCCGGGCGGUCACGGUCCCCCCAAGAGUCCCAGGAGGACAUGGGAGACACUGCGGAGAAGGCUGAUACCCCAGAUGAAUCUGUACAGAGCUGUGUGAAAGCCAUCGCCUCCCUCAGGAUCAGCUCGGGGGAGUCCCCAGCGCAGCCCCCAAGUGAGCUGAGCUCUCAUCCUCAUCCAGCCUCCCCAGAAACUGAACAGGUCAAAGGUUCAAGACUCUAGUGGUUCCAACAUCAUGGAGUCACUGACUCCACUCUCAGUAUCUGAGAAAGACUGGCUGCACCCCACUAGACCUGCUGCCUUCUGCGGUAAAACUUUUGGGAAUUAAAUACUCCGAAAUGACCGUAGGUCAUUGCUAAUAAGCACAAGAAUAAGAUUACAGAUUGAAAAAAAAAAAAAAAAAAAAACUGAAAAAGGUGGAUAUGAAGCCAGGAAAUCCAUAUAUAAUAUAGACAAUGCAGGUAAGAAGAAUUCUCUGCAUAAACACAAAGACGAAUUUUGUAGUUUUAAUGUAAGUACUGUAAUGCAUGUCUUUCUAAGCAUUUGAUUCCACUAAUUUAAAUUUGAAAAGUGAUUGUAUAAGGGUAUACUGUAUAUACAUGUAGGUCACUUGGCCAAAAGAGUCAUGGAGCUGUUUGUCUUCUCUGCUACUUCAAAAUGUAAAGAUUUCUGUGCCUCUUGUCUUUGUUCUGUCAAGUCUAUAUUCCAAAUGGAAGGCUGUAAAUAUAUCAGGUCUGUGUAUCCUCUUUGUAAUAAAUGUAAUUUACCUUCUUUGUUGGACAUGAGUUUGAAUGAUGCUAAGUGUCAAUACACAUAAGGUUGCACUAAAACAUAUUUUUACAUGAAUGAUGUCAAAGUAUUUUUGUGUACAGCUCCAACACCGAAAUAAUAUUUGCUAAAUGUAAGAUACUUACAGUAAUUGUACAUUAUCCUUAAUGUUGACCCUUUGUUAUGUAUGUUCUCCAGGCUUGAACAGAAUAACAAAUAUGUAUAGUGUAAAAUUGCUUUAUGUAUCAUAAAUGUAUUGUAUGUAUAAUGGGUAGAACUUUUUAAUGUUUUCUGGGUUGGUUACAAGUAAUUUGUAGAACACAGGAGAAGCGUAUAUGUACUGUACAUGACACUUUAUUGGGAAAGCCGAUUGCUUAAGGUAUGUCCAGGUAUUUGCACUUAUUAAUGUAAUAUGUAAUGGAAUGUAAGUGGUAGCAUUUUCAAUGCUUGUUGUUAAAUGCCUUUAAAAAUGCAAAGUAAAGGAAGUGUCUUUUCCUGACUACAAUGGCAUGAUCUUUAAAGGCAUGAAUUGCUGUAAGUGAGGAAAAGACAUUGUUUCAAAGUGUGUUAGCCUUAAUUAGCCCCCACCCACACCACCCUGCUUUCCAUCAUGCGGUUGCACUCACUGAUACGUUUUUAUUUAUUUGUAUAUAAUUACGUCCUUGUAUUUGUAACCUGGAAUUUACAUUGGUUAAAUAUUUGAAGAUUUCAGAGGUCAGUCACAGAGACAAACAGGACACUACCAAUACCCUCAGAAUAUCAGAUUUAAGUUCAACUGAAACAUAUAUAUUUUCCUGACUUGCUUAUUUCUCUAUUAUAUAUAGAAUUUUGUGGCUCUUGCUUUGUAACCUGACUGUGCAUUACUUCUGUAUCGCUGUAUUAAUAAAUGGAAAGAAGAUAAACC
Scleropages formosus (Asian bonytongue) is the source of this 8440-nucleotide messenger RNA. RefSeq names its product HIVEP zinc finger 2b (gene hivep2b). Gene Ontology annotation, cellular component: nucleus. The transcript is spliced from 7 exons. The record is from RefSeq and is a predicted model, not a curated record. Gene Ontology annotation, biological process: regulation of transcription by RNA polymerase II. Gene Ontology annotation, molecular function: DNA-binding transcription factor activity, RNA polymerase II-specific; RNA polymerase II cis-regulatory region sequence-specific DNA binding. Lineage: Eukaryota; Metazoa; Chordata; Actinopteri; Osteoglossiformes; Osteoglossidae. Bases 487 to 6990 code for a protein of 2167 amino acids.